AUGGAAGAACUUGUUGGUAACGUUCCUGGUGCAAGACAGGUAUUUGAACGCUGGAUGGAAUGGGAACCUGAUGAGCAGGCUUGGAAUACUUUUAUUAAUUUUGAAAUGCGUUAUAAAGAGAUUGAUAGAGCUCGGAAUAUUUAUCAGAGAUUUUUACACGUUCACGGCCAUGAUUUCCGUAAUUGGGUUCGUUAUGCACGUUUUGAGGAACGCAAUGGUUCUAUUGACAAUGCUCGCGCUGUUUUUGAACAAAUGCUUGAAUUUUUUGGAGAAGAUGGACUGAAUGAGCAAAUGCUUGUUGCUUUUGCACAUUUUGAAGAACGGCAAAAAGAAUUUGAACGUGCCCGGAUAAUUUAUCAAUAUGGCCUAGGUAUGUGGUAG
This is a messenger RNA of Meloidogyne enterolobii, 381 nucleotides long. The record is from the annotation of a GenBank genome assembly. NCBI's taxonomy places the organism in Eukaryota, Metazoa, Nematoda, Chromadorea, Rhabditida, Meloidogynidae.